This is a messenger RNA of Toxotes jaculatrix (banded archerfish), 1131 nucleotides long. It is a transcript of the gene tmem11, whose product is annotated as transmembrane protein 11. Gene Ontology annotation, biological process: inner mitochondrial membrane organization. The record is from RefSeq and is a predicted model, not a curated record. Lineage: Eukaryota; Metazoa; Chordata; Actinopteri; Toxotidae. Gene Ontology annotation, cellular component: mitochondrial inner membrane. The transcript is spliced from 2 exons. The coding region runs from base 33 to 596 and encodes 187 amino acids.
ACGUCAACUGCAAUCACGGUUGUAUCUCCAACAUGGCGUCGCUGGGAAGGAGGCGCGGUGUCCCAGUAAGCAGGGAGAGGGGAGUGAUGGCGGCGACAGACUGCUACAUUGUGCACGAGAUCUACAAUGGGGAGAAUGCGCAGGACCAGUUUGAGUAUGAGCUGGAGCAGGCACUGGAGGCCCAGUAUAAAUACAUUGUUAUUGAGCCCACACGCAUCGGAGAUGAGACGGCCCGUUGGAUUACAGUGGGCAACUGCCUGCACAAGACGGCCGUGUUGUCAGGCGCUGCUUGCCUCUUGACGCCACUUUCACUGCCCGCUGAAUACUCGCGCUAUGUGGCAUUGCCCGCUGGCGCCCUCAGUGUGGCCUGUGCUGCCCUCUACGGGAUCUCAUGGCAGUUUGACCCUUGCUGCAAGUACCAGGUGGAAUAUGACAGCCAAAAACUCUCACGGCUGCCCCUGCAUACACUCACCUCCUCGACGCCUGUGGUAUUGGUACGCAGGGAUGACAUCCACAGAAAGAGACUCCAUAAUACGAUAGCACUGGCUGCCCUGGCGUAUUGCGCCAAGAAGAUCUACGAACUCUAUGCUGUAUGAGUGCACUCUGAAGAGGGUUUAAGAACCAACAGAAAAAGGAAAAAACAAACAAAAAAACAGAACCUAUCCACCCCCAGAUGUAAGAAAAGUGGAAGUCGCGAUCAGUCCCAGCAGUUAGCUCCACACGCGUGGUGGGUGCUUCCAUUUUGAACUUUGAUCAGAGGGAUAUAGUUAAAACUAGAAGGAAUUGUUUUUUCCCUUACGUUUCCUUUACUUCUAUGUGACAACAACAGCACAUUUAUCUUUGUAGUACCCUUGCGCCUCCUCCCCUGCGCCCUCCACCUGCAUCCUUGACACACAACAAGCUAGUGCACAAGGGUAUGGCAAGCAGUUCUUUUGGACUGAAUCGUAUUGCAGUUGAAAUGGACAGACAUGUUUUGAGUACCAAGCUCUUUUCCCUUUCCCUCGUAGUUUUACUGUACCCCUUUCUUGCUGAUCAGUACAUCACCCUUUCAUUAAACAUUAGGAUAUUUCAAACUCACAUUUCUGUAUUUUAUUUUACUUUUUUCAUUAAAUGGAUUCUACUUGAUGUCCA